Molecule: messenger RNA, 5292 nt
Organism: Hyla sarda
Lineage: Eukaryota; Metazoa; Chordata; Amphibia; Anura; Hylidae
Gene: PHF21B
Product: PHD finger protein 21B
Exons: 13
Coding region: 705-2204 (499 amino acids)
Source: RefSeq, a predicted model, not a curated record
CACCCUGGUUGGGAAACACCGGAAUAAGCUAUAACAAAUUUAAAAAUAUAAACUUAAAUAUAUAGAGUUGCAUGAUUAAAUAUAUAUAAAAAUAUUUAAAAAAAUUGCUUUCUUUUACCGUUAUACAGAUAUAGCAAAAUGUUACAGAUAUAGCAAAAGCCCCCCCCCCCCCCCAAUACUAUUUUACCAGGUAACAACAAAGCCUAAAAUGAGAAUAAAAUAAAACUCUUCCUUCUUUUCCCUGAAAUCAAUGACACCGCAGGGAGAUGGAUUUUGCAGCUUCUUAGGCUUGUGUUCUCCGCAGGCAGCUCAGCUGGAAUCACACAGGAACAGAAACCCUUGUGGUUAGAAAUAAAUGUAGCAAUAUUCAUGUAGGAGAAUCAGAAUCGGUGCCCUAAAUGUGCCCGGCUGGAGGCAUUUCAUCAGGAGGAGGAUGCUGGGGGAUGUGGUGCGGCUUCCUUCUCUGUGGGAUGAGAUACCUCAAUCACCCGUCUUCUGCUCGGAGCAUGUAAAGCCUAAUGCAAAUAACACAGCCAGAUGGUGCACUGGGAUAAGUGCAGGGAGAUGUCCCUUUUGUGCCUGCUCCGAAGCUGGCGGUCCGGAGCUGUCCUGUGGAAAGUGCCAAGCCCAUCCCGCUCAUCAAGGCACCAAACAGUCAGGGGGGCAUCGCCAUCUCAGUCAUCCCGGCCAAAGCACCCGUCACUAUGGUGACUGCACACCUUAAUGGCCAGAAAACGGCCACGGCCUCAGCACCGGCGGCGGUCAACAGCGCCGAACCCCCACAGACUGCUCCCAUUAACCUACAGACCACCAGCAAACUGGUGGGGGGCACCUUAAACAUGGCAGCGCGGAGAGUUUCGGAAAUGCCACAUGCCCGGACGUUGGGCACCAUAACUGCAGUGCCAAUAAAAGUCCCUCAGGUCAGCUCCUUGCACAGACUGGCAGGACAUGGACCAGCAGUGCUACCUCAGGUUAGGCCAAAGACUCUGAUCCCAGAAAGCCUUCCCAUGACCCCCUGCAGAGCCCAGCUUUCUAAACAACCCCCUACAUUUCAGAAGGCCACGGUGGUCAGUAUCAAGAACCCCAGCCCAGCCCUCCCCACUGCCAACAACACCUUCAGCCACCUCCAGGCUUCCAACGGCCAAUCUCAGAGCUCAUCGGAACCAUCGAUUUCUUCACCUCUAAGCAGCGCAGGUGUGGCCUACGCCAUUAUAUCCACCUCACCAAGCAAUGCAAACCCCAUCAACACCAGCAACGUUUCUGUGGUGAAUGACACCAUCAAAGUUCAGCCGCUCCUCAUCAGCACCGACAGCAAGGUAAUCAUCAUACAACCUCAAGUUCAGAGCCAACCAGAGAUCAAGAAGGAAAUUAAGAAACCUUGUGAAGAACCUCCUCAGGGACCCCCAGCUACCAAAAAGAAAAAGGAGGAAAAUCCAGAGAAAAUCGCUUUCAUGGUAUCACUAGGCCUUGUUACAACAGAACAUCUGGAAGAGAUCCAAAGCAAACGUCAUGAGAGGAAAAGAAGAAGUACGGCCAAUCCAGCAUACAGCAGCCUCCUGGAACCAGAGCGGAAACGCCUUGCUUCAAACUAUUUGAGUAACCCGUUCUUAUCAGGGAAAGCAAAUUCGGAUUCCUAUUGGAAGAACGAGAUCACUCACGACGAACACUGCUCGGCCUGCAAACGUGGCCACAAUUUACAGCCGUGUGGAACAUGCCCAAGAGCUUACCAUUUAGACUGCUUAGAUUCACCAGUGAAAAUAGUGCCCAAAGGAGUCUGGAUGUGUCCAAAGUGCCAACAGAAGGUAUUAAAGAAGGAAACAGUGCCAUGGAGUGGGGCCCUCGCCAUCGUUCAGUCUUACGUGACACAUAAAUCCGUAAAAGAAGAGGAAAAAAGAAAAUUAAUGAAAAAAGGCAAUGAAUUAAAAAAUGAACAAAGACAACUCGAAGAUCAAGAAAGACUCCUGAACAACGCUUUAAAGAAAUGCAUAGAGGUAAAGAAUAGCUUGCUGGCCCAGCAGAGAGGAACUCAGUCAUCUUUGGAACGUCUCAAAACUCUCAUUAGACUGAUUCAGGGCGAACAGAUGCUUCAGGUUACCAUGACGACAACUGCCACCGCUUCGUUGCUGACGGUCCCUUGGAUCAAGCCUUCAUCUGCCACCCCUACUAUUCACAAAGGCCUGCAGCAGUCUCAGAGUAACAAUUGACACGGGCAGAUGGAACAAUAACUUUAAGCAAAUUUCGCCAAGAUGGAGAAGGAAAGAACAGUCUGUUUUUAUGUUUGGGUUUUUUGAAAAAAAAAAUUCUAAUCUACACAAGUACAAGCGCAGCAUCGACGACGUAAAGCUCACAAACAUGGCGGCAAUAGCGAUAAAAGGAACGUGUACUGCGUCACUUGCUGACACCAUCAGUGCUUAUGAGGUUGUGGGGUUUUUUUCACUUCAUUUUUACUUUGGCCUUAAAAAUAUCAAUAAAUGAAGAAACAAAAUUUGGGUUUAAAGAGUAAAUUUUAAAAAAUGUAAAUGAAAAUAACUGACUAUGAGAAAGGGCCAAUUAAGCAAGUACCACAAGACAAGUGGACGCCUCCUUGUUUUUAGUCGUCAAGAGGAUCAAGAUAUCGUAGAGUUGGUUUGAAAGAGUUUCAUAACUCUAUAUCGGGAGACGUAAAGAAGAAAAAAUGUUAUGGAAGUUUUUUAGAUUCAGUUUUUUUGGACUGUUUGCAACCCUUUUCCAUCCGAAUCUGCCACAUGUAUUCAGGUUUAUUUUUUCGAUGGGGCUAUUGAAAAGGGUUAUGUUGGUAAAUUCUCAGAGCCUUCAAAACAAAUGCUGAAUUUUUUUACAUUUUUCUUUUUAUUUAUUUAUUUUUAUAUAUUUUUUUCUUAUUCUUUUUUUUUUCUCUUAGUAUUAAUACAGUUGAGGUCUGCAGCUAUAUUUAAAGAAAAAAGAAAAAAACUUGUAUAAACUUUGCAUUUCUAGUGGGACAUUGAAGUAUUUUCAUGCUAAUGCUUGUGUAUACGCGCGCCGAACUAUUUAACAAAGUACCGCUCCUUCACUUUUUGCAGGUCCUUUGUACUUAUUUUGCUAUCGAUGUAUUUUCUCAUUGACUUAAUUUUUUUUUUUUUUUUUUUUUUUUUUCCUUGAAAGGUACAAAGAUGACAAAGUGGGAAACUUUAGUUGGUUGAUUUACACUUUGGUACAAGAACAACAACAAAAUUACAUUUUUUUUUACAAAUAUUUUUUUUAUUUUAUUUUGCCAGUACAGACUAUAUGCCAAAAAACUUUACCUUUUUGUACUGCAUUUUUAUUGUAAAAUAUGUAAUGUGAAAGGAACAAUAUGCGUUUUUGUUUUAUGCUUGCAGAAUUAUCUGCUAUAUGGUACAGGAAGAAAAAAAAAAACUGCCUCAAGUGGAGUUUCUCAUAUCUGAGAUAUCAUGUUGUUUUUAAAUUAUGAUUUUUUUUGUAUAAUUUUUUUUAUAAGUAUAUAGAUUGGGGAUAUGAGGAUGGGGGACACACAUUAUUUUUGAAAAACUCAACUUCUAAAAAAAUAAUAAUACAAUGAAGAAUUCCUUUAUAUAUUUCCUGAGCUAGUCUUCCUGAAACGACAGUGGUAGCUCAACCAUAGGGAAUUUUUCAGUAUUAGAAAAACAUGGCCGCUUUGUUCCAAAACUGUGUUCACCGAUUGAGUUUGGUCUCAGCUUCACUUUUGCCAAGCUGCAAUACCAGACACAACCCUUGGGAAGGCGUGGCAUUGUUUCUGGAAGAAAGCAGCCAUGUUCUUCCUAAUUCUGGACAAUCCCUUUAAUAGGCCUAAGGCUAUGUUCAUACGACGAAAUGUCUGGGAGGACAUUCAGCAGACACCGUGCAAUCGGCAGAACAUGCCGAUGCUAGGACCGCUGGGAAAUGCAGCAUCUCCAUAGACGGCAAUGCAUUCAAUUCUUUCUUCGGAGGCCAAAAUCAGAAUUUCCGAAAUUCUGCAGAAAGAAUUGACUUGUCAUUUCUUUCUGCAAAGGCCAAAAUCUGAAUUUCCAAAAUUUCCGAUUUUGUCAAUUCUUUCUGCACAAUCUGCUCAGAAAUGCAUUGCCAUCUAUGGAAAUCUCAGAAUCCUAUUGAAAACCAUGGGACUCUGCUGCAUUGGAAUUUCCGAGCGGAAUUCGAAAUUUUGGCAGUGUGAACAUAGCCUUGCAAUUCUACGGACUCUUUUUGGAUCUAAAAAUGUAAAAUUGUGCAAAUCUAUAUGUGAGGUUCACUUUAUGGAAACAGACUAGUAUACAGUAUAAUUCUCAAAAAUUCAUGAGCACCUUUAAAAAAAAUAAAAAUCGAAGAAAAAAAUUGUAUUUUACUACAAUUUUUACUAUUUAUUUUUAUUUUAUAUGUCCAAGCUAUCACACAAAAAUACAAAAAAAAAAAGUUGGCUGUUACUUAUCAGUGUUAAAGUUUGUUUAUUUUUAUUUUAUUUAUUUUUUAUAUAUAUUUUUUUUUAAAGUAACCUUCAUGUGCUAUGUACAUUUGUACUCGGGUUCCUUGCUCAUUCCCACAUUAUAUAUAUAUAUAUAUAUAUAAAUAUAUUUACUGUAUAUUUUGUUUGAAUUUUUUUUAAUUUUUUUUUUAUACCGGACUUUGAGAUACAUGCUUCAAAAAUGAUAGGCUGCUUAUAACAUAUCACACGAAUCUCAUAUUGAGAGAAUAUUUGCAUUAUCAAAAAAAUAAAAAAUAAAAUAAAAUAAAAAAAAUACAUACUACAAGGCAGCUCCGCUGUACAUCUGCAUAUCAGUUGUGAAUGUCUUACAAAUAAAGGGGUUGAUGGUCGAUAAUAGUCCCUACCACCAUUCUCACAACUCCGGGAGAUACUGUGCAGUACUAUACAGAUCUAUUUUAAUACACCUAACCAUGGGUUGACCAAGAUUUUAUAUUCUUUUACUGAUGAACAAAAAAAAACAAACUUGACUUAAAAAAAUAAAAAUAAAACACAGUUGUUAUACAUUGGUUGUUUUAUGCCAAUUUACGCAUUCAGAUACAGCUUGCAAUGUAGUUUUUUAGGUUAAAAGGGUUUUCGAGUUAUUUUAUUCUUGAAUAAAAUUUACAAUGUGCAGAUAGAUAAAAAUAAAAAAAUGUGAGCGGAUGUAUGAAGAAAUGUAUUGGACUGUUAAAAGUAGUAUUAUUUAUUUUGUUUUAAUUUAAAGGGACAGUCCAUUUAGUGUGCAUAGAAAAUAAUAAUAAAAAAAAAAGUGUUCGUCCUGAAUAUUCCAAUGUAGUUUUACUUCUCUAUGAUGCAUUAAAAUUUGAUUGACAAUUUAA